AAGUACGUACUAUACGUAAAACCCAUCAAACCAAGCUUUCUUCCCAUCUCCCCUGCCCUAUAAAACCCUGCCAUCGUCCACCAUCAACUCCAUCCUAGCUACCCAAAUUAAGUACAUACUCAAAACAAACCCUUCUUCAUAUUCAGCUUAACUCAGCUCUAGUAUUACAACAAUGGCGACGGCAAGGUCUGAGAUGGUCAAGUAUUUCUGCGUCGCCGUUCUGUGCAUGGUGGUGCUGGGUGCUCCCCAUGCUGUGACCGCCAUCACUUGCGGUCAGGUAUCGACCAACAUGGCCCCUUGCCUCAACUACUUGAAGGGAACCGGGCUAAUCGGUACAUGCUGCGGAGGCGUUAAAAAUCUGGUUUCUCUCGCUACAACCCCCGCUGACCGGCAGCAGGCUUGCACUUGCCUGAAAACUCUCGCCGGUAGCGUCAAGGGUCUGAAUCUAGACACUGCCGCUGGUCUUCCCGGUAAAUGCGGAGUCAGCAUUCCUUACAAAAUCAGCACCAGCACCGAUUGUACCAAGGUUGCAUAAAUGCGAUAUAGUGGAAGCGUGAGAGGUGGAUGAUAAAGCAUGCAUGCAUACCAUUGUCCAUUCUGGAGUAGUUUCUUCGUAUAGAAAAAUAAAACGUCAGUGACGGAGGAAUAAGAUCUGAGGGCUCUUCUGUGAUUCCUAUUAGUUUAGGGGUCCGAUUUGAAGGAGACUUUCUAGACCAGUUUUAUGUUUGUGUUUUGUCUUUGUUAUUAUUUUGACUUUCUUGUUUAAUUUUGGGUAUGCAUAGCAUGGGCUUGCCCAGGUAGUACUGUUUUUGCAUGUGUCACCAAUGAAUGUACUGCACUCCAUUGGUAAUUGAUAUAAAAUGUCUACCCCACGCCUUUCAAUUCCAAUUACGAGUGUUUUUUCUUGUGUUUAUUUUUUGCCUUCUUUCUUCAAUGAAUUUUAAAACACAUUGUCUCAUUUAAAUGUUGUUGUUUAUGUAUUUGAAUAUAAUUAACACUCUUUAAUUACAAUUUAAUCAUCACAUAUUAAUAUCAAAACACUUGUA
Cuscuta europaea is the source of this 1046-nucleotide messenger RNA. The record is from the annotation of a GenBank genome assembly. Lineage: Eukaryota; Viridiplantae; Streptophyta; Magnoliopsida; Solanales; Convolvulaceae.